Symbiodinium sp. CCMP2592 is the source of this 936-nucleotide messenger RNA. NCBI's taxonomy places the organism in Eukaryota, Dinophyceae, Suessiales, Symbiodiniaceae. The record is from the annotation of a GenBank genome assembly.
AUGGGUUGGUUGCCUGUACGAGUGGAAGUGAAAAUGCUGGCGGAGGCUCCAAGUCUCGUUCUGCAGCCAGAUGUGUUUGACUUUCUUCACGUGCAGGAGAUACUGAACUUGCGCGUGGCCUCCAGAAGAGCAGUGGAUUCAGAGGCUCUGGCGAAACACGUGGAAGACAUGGCUGGCUUCGGGGUGCCUCACGCGGUCGCGUCUUGUUUCGACCUGCUCGAGAACAUGGCACUCUCCUCUGUCCGUGGCGAGUCCGAGCAGGACAUGAGAAAGCGUGUGAUGACCAGAGAUUUCGGCGACGAUAUCGUGAAGCAAAAACAGCAACUAUGUCGUUUGUGGCUGCUGGUGCAAGUAUGCGAGCAGCACUUCAAAACUUCCGAUGACAUGGUCCAAAGACUGGUGUCGGAUUGUAUGGCAUGUUGCACAGACAGGGACUUGACCAUACGCCGAGCCGGCCAUUCUUUCCUGAAGUUCUGCAGCGGCAAAACUGGACAUCAGCACGUCAGGCAGCGAAUUGACUCGUUCAUGUUUGAGCUGGCGAUCUCGUGCCUGCCAUCCCCUGAGGGAAACUGGCGGUUUGCAAAGCCUGCCAUGGCGUAUGCUUUCUUCAAGGCCCACUCACUGAGUCCGGCCGAAAGGCAACAAUGGUUUCUGCUGUUGGCACAAUUCCUUCCUCUGGUUUCAAAUCUCAAGUGCCAGACAUUUAUGCUCAACGUCCUCAAAGAGCUUCGGCGAGUUGAUGAUGCUCCUUGUGAGACUUAUGCCGAAGGCUUCGACAUCUUGCGACAUCUGGCAGAGUCAAGUCAGCAAUCGCUUGUCGAUGCGAUUCGCAGUGCUGGUUUUUCCCCACCAGUUGUCCCACCAAGUGUCCCGCCAAGCGAUCCACGGACGAGACACGAGAAGAUAUUCUGGAGUUCCUUGCUGUCCGUGUUCUGA